Molecule: messenger RNA, 727 nt
Organism: Naegleria gruberi
Lineage: Eukaryota; Heterolobosea; Eutetramitea; Acrasida; Naegleriidae
Exons: 1
Coding region: 10-696 (228 amino acids)
Source: RefSeq, a predicted model, not a curated record
CAAAGUAAAAUGAUUAUGCAAGAAUACUUCCCUAUUAAGAAACAAUCCUCAUUCAAUGUUGUUAACAAUUCCAAUAACAACAACAAGUCUUUAAAUGUUAUUGAAAAGAAACUUUCUAAAAAUCCUUUAGAUAAUUUUCAAGUACUUGUUAGUGCUCGUCCUUCUAAACAAGUUUUCAUUCCAACUGUAUCAUCUAAUGUUGUUGAAAAUUCCAUUAUUGUUAAGAAAUUUCCAUUUCCAUAUUUGAAAAGAAAGUCAAUUAGAGUUGAUUUGGUUUUGAAACAACAAAAAUUGGCACAACAAAAGAAGAAUUCAUCACCUAUUCAAAAAUUGAGAAAUGAAAAGAAACAAUUAGAAUUAGAAAAUUCCAAAUUGAAAUCUAAAUUACUAAAUUUAGAAAAUCAAUUUAAUCAAUUAAUUAAUCAAAAAUCAAAGAAAAUGGUAACAUUUAAACAAGAAUGUGAAUGUACUAAAUGCCACAUGUCAAUUAAUUCUAAAUAUAUGAAAUAUCAUAAGAGAAUAUGUGGAAAUGUUAAAUUAAAUAGAAUUUUAAAUGAAAAUGAUUUAAAAAGUUUACAAUUAAUUAAAAAGAAUAAUCAACAAGAACAAUUAUCAAUUAAACCAAAAAAUAAUUGGAGAAGAAAGAGACAAGAAUUUAUUAGACAAGUAAAAUCUAUCAAAAGAAAUAAUUUGUAAAAUAUUUAAUAAAAAUUAAAUACAACUCUGA